AUGAAAUUGAAGGUUUUCUUUUCCCUAUUAUUAGCUAUUUCUAAUGCAGUGGCAGAGGAGGAACUUGAAUCAGAAGAUAAUGUAGUCACAGUUACCAAAACACACUUUGUCAACAGUCCAUGUAUCAAGUCUUUGGGUGCUCAAAUAUUAUCGAAUAAUCCAGAAAGUUUGACUACAGGAAUUCCAAUUGUAUUUGUUCAUGAACCAAAAACAGUAGCUGCAAAUGCACAACAGCAGCAACAGCAACAGCAACAGCAACAGCAUUUCACCUCUAUCAUUACCCAUACAAAUUGUCACACUGUCUACAAGACUGUUACUCCAAACAAAUCUACAUCUGUAGCACCUGCUCCUCAUGUAACUCAAGUUCGUGACACUACUUUUACUACAUCCACCUCAACAACAACUUUGAUCAAGACAGUCCAAUGCACAAAAGACGUAUGUAAAACAGUAGCUUAUACCACUGUUGUGCCAACCGUUUAUACCACUACUGGUAAAGAAACAGUAACCUUAUCUGGAGGUGCCGCUAAUGAUGCUACUAAGCUGAGUUCACAAAACAAAAAUUCAGCUGCUGCUACUCAAGCUAGUCCAAUCCCAGGAUCUGCUUCCGCUUCCAACCCAGCAGUUUCCUCUCAACUAUUAAGCUCGUUAGCAGGAUUACUUGGCUCAUUUUCUGCAAGUGUAACUCCAACUGCAUCAAUAGCAUCAACAGAUGUCGAAACGGCAGUUACUUCAACUUCAACGGUUUUCAGUUUAACCUCGGAACCAUCGAGCACUUAUGAACCAUCUACUUCAUUGGAAUCAUUACCCACAACAAAACCAGCUCCAGUCACCAGUCAAUCAGUUGUUUCCGAAAGCAAAUCCGUUACCAUUGAUGUAUCUUCAAUCACUGAUGAUGUAACUAUUUCAACUGAAGCCACCCAGUUGAUUGUUGCCAACGAUGAAACCGUUAGUGUUUCUGAUCUCAGCGUCAGUAAUGGAGCUGCUGUUGCCACUUCAAGCUUGGCUGCUGGAGCCGGAUUAGAAGCUGACUCAGAAUCUUCAUUUGUUCCAUCCGCUACAUUAACAGUAUCAUCGUACCUGUUAACUUCAUCGUUCGUUUCCACUACAUCAUUAUCAACUGUGUUAUUGACUUCAUCAUUUGUAUCAUCUUAUGGUAACUCGUCAGUUCUCGUCAGCUCAACUAUGGAAAGCGUUUCAACUAUUAGCACUAUUAUGGCUGUUGUCAGCUCGGUACCAGUAUCUGCAUCUGUACAGGAAAGUAGCAUGAUAUCACUGAGUCUGGAAUUUUCAAUGUCGUCAACUAGUUCAGAUAUGGAAGCGGAAGAAACUCCAAAUAUUGAUCCCGAGAUUUGUUAUUCAGGAGAUUUGUUCACUGCAAUUGAUACUUCUGCGCCACCAUCGAUAUUCCCAAGAGCGCAACUUCCAUUGGCACUUCCAGCUGGAGUAAACAAUAACGGUAAACCAAUUCAAACUAACAAAUAUUAUGCCAACUUGUUCUUGGGCAAUCAACAACAAAUGGUUUAUGCUUAUCCUUAUGCUGCUUACUGGAGUAAACAAACCUAUUACGGCUUUGGUGUACAGCAUGCAAAUGCUUCACAAAGAGUCUUUGGAUCUCAAAACACAAAUAAUGAAGGUGUUCCAUCAUUCUACUUUAAUCCUACCAAUAAUGGAGAAUUGAUCUUUUCAGCAACAACAUUCGGUAGAGAUUCAGUGUUUAUGGGAGUUACUGACAUGAGUGAAAUGGCAGCCAAAGUUACUUUAUCUAGCACUUCCGGUGAUACGGUUAACAAUGUUGAAAUACCAUUUGUGCAAGGUAUGGGAUUUGUUACUGGUAUUUACAACGGAGAUUUGGUACUUAGAUUAAAUUCCUUAUAUGGUUUUAAAACAUUAACUUUUGAAAAUUCAACAGCCUUGUUACCAAAUGUGUUGAAAUACCGUGCUACCUUGCUUAAUGAUAUUGAUUGGUUGAUUUAUAUUACUUUACCUGUUGCAGAUGAAAACUUCAAGUUAUCAGUCUCGAAUGUAUACCUGUUGGAAGCAUCAAAAUCUGUCGAUGGUUUAAUUGUUCAAGUUGCAUUUGCUCCAGAUCAAGAGCAGGAUAAGUUUUAUGAUGCUGCUGCAGGUAUGUACCCAGUUAGAGCUACAGUUCAAGGAUCAGUUGUCUGUUCAUCUGCUGCGUCAUACCAGAUUGUCUACGAUACUCAAGGUACAUCUUCGAGUGGAAAACCAAUAAUCUUUGCUUUACCUCACCACCUUGAAUCAUUGAAUGCAGAAGGAGCAACUGGAAUCAAAAUUUCAUCCCAAACUAAAGGAGAAAUGAGUGGGUUCUUAACAAACGUGUUGUCGUUUACUGAAGUUAUUGACAAGAAAAUCCAAUUCUUGCCAUAUCUUGCUGGCACAACUACUCCCUUGGUCUAUUCAACUGAUCAACUUGCAUUAUUGGCAAAAACAGCCAACGAGGAGUUAGCUGUGGAUAUCACUGCUUCUGUAAAGAAUAUGAACUCAAACUAUUUUUCAGGAAAGGUUAUUGACAAAUACGCUCAAAUUUUAUUAGUUGUUGACGAAAUUAUCCAAGAUGAAGCUGUCUCCAAUGCAACAUUAGCUGAAAUGAAAAAGGCCUUUGAGACAUUCUUGAACAAUCAGCAGUUUUACCCAUUAAUGUACGAUACCAAAUUUGGUGGCGUUACUUCAACUGCCGCACAAAGUGGUAAUGAUGGAGCAGACUUUGGAAGUGCCUACUACAAUGAUCACCAUUUCCAUUACGGAUACUUUAUCCACGCUGCUGCUGUUGUUGGGCGUAUCGAUAAAAAGCUCGGAGGUACUUGGGCUCAAGACAAUAAGGAUUGGGUUAACUCAUUAGUGAGAGACGUUGCAAAUCCAUCAAGCAGUGAUACUUUUUUCCCCAUUUCAAGACUGUUUUCAUGGUAUGAUGGUCACAGUUGGGCCGCUGGAUUAUAUGCAAGCAAUGACGGUAAGAACCAAGAAUCAAGUUCAGAAGAUAUUCACUUUGCAUAUGCUAUGAAACUUUGGGGUAAUGUUAUUGAAGACUAUGCUAUGGAAGCAAGAGGUGGAUUAAUGUUGUCUAUCAUGAGACGUUCAUUCAACUCUUACUUUUACUUAAAGUCUGAUAAUGUAGUGCAACCAGCGGCAUUCCUUCCAAACAAAGUAUGUGGUAUCUUUUUCGAAAACAAACUCGACUACACUACUUACUUUGGUACACCAAACAACAAUCCCGAAUAUGUGCAUGGUAUUCACAUGUUACCAGUGACCUCGGCAUCUUCAUCGGUUAGAAUUGCCUCGUAUGUUCAAGAAGAAUGGAACGACCAAGUGUCUACAUUUAUCAAUAAUGUCAACAGUGGUUGGACUGGUAUUCUCAGAUUGAACCAAGCAAUCAUUGACCCUAAAGUUGCUUAUGCAUUCUUUAGCUCCGAUACUUGGACAAACACUUACCUUGACAAUGGUCAAAGUAGAACUUGGAGUUUAGCCUUUUCUGGGGCAUUUUAA
Lodderomyces oxycetoniae is the source of this 3504-nucleotide messenger RNA. RefSeq names its product endo-1,3(4)-beta-glucanase (gene ENG1). The record is from RefSeq and is a predicted model, not a curated record. Gene Ontology annotation, molecular function: glucan endo-1,3-beta-D-glucosidase activity; endo-1,3(4)-beta-glucanase activity. NCBI's taxonomy places the organism in Eukaryota, Fungi, Ascomycota, Pichiomycetes, Serinales, Debaryomycetaceae. Bases 1 to 3504 code for a protein of 1167 amino acids. The transcript has a single exon. Gene Ontology annotation, cellular component: cell surface.